Messenger RNA from Rhincodon typus (whale shark), 3675 nucleotides. Its product is annotated as sodium channel protein 60E-like. Gene Ontology annotation, biological process: membrane depolarization during action potential; sodium ion transmembrane transport; neuronal action potential. The coding region runs from base 1 to 3675 and encodes 1224 amino acids. Gene Ontology annotation, cellular component: voltage-gated sodium channel complex; plasma membrane. Lineage: Eukaryota; Metazoa; Chordata; Chondrichthyes; Orectolobiformes; Rhincodontidae. Gene Ontology annotation, molecular function: voltage-gated sodium channel activity; calcium ion binding; protein binding. The record is from RefSeq and is a predicted model, not a curated record. The transcript has 18 exons.
AUGUUUGAUAUUGAAGAAGGAAGCUGUAGAUUUCAGGAGGAUAUCAACGGACUGGUGAAACUGCAGGAAUAUUUAGUGAUCCUUGUUUCACACCCGCUUUUUGAAGGGGUGAUUACUAUCUGCAUCCUAAUAAAUACUCUUUUGCUGUCAAUAGACUACCAUCAAGCACCCUAUUCACAUGCCCUAGAAAGUGGAAACACUGUUUUGUCAAUUAUUUUUAUAAUAGAAGCUAUUCUGAAGGUGACUGCACUAAAUCCUAUGCCCUAUAUGAGAAAUGGAUGGAAUGCAUUUGAUUUUAUCAUUGUUCUGCUGACAUGCUUAGAAUGGAUACUUUCCACAGUAAAUAUUCCAACACUUAAACUUUCCAUGAUACGAUCACUGAGAAUGCUUAGAGUCUUCAAACUAGCAAAAAACUGGAAAACACUGAACACAUUGAUCAACAUCAUAUUCAAAUCUUUAAAAGAGAUGGGAAAUCUGACACUUAUCGUCAUCAUUGUGAUUUAUAUAUUCACUGUAAUAGGAAUGCAGCUUGUUGGACAUGACUAUGAAAAUAAAGUAAGUAUGUUAAAAAGCAACAAAAUACCAAGAUGGAACUUCAGAGGCUUUUAUAAUUCCUUUAUAAUGGUCUUUCGAAUCUUAUGUGGAGAAUGGAUUGAACCAUUAUAUGAUUGUAUGCGCUGCUCAAAGAUGUACUUUUGUCUACCACUAUUCCUGCUUACGUACAUAGCUGGAAACUUCCUGGUGUUAAAUUUGUUCUUGGCUCUUCUUCUCAAUUUCUUUUCUGGGGAUACACUAACUGCAAAUACAAAGAAAGAAAAAACAACUUCAUAUAAAGAUUAUAUUAAGAGCUUCCUGCUUUUGCUAACAUGCCAAAAACGAACUAAAUCAUCUUUGGGCAAAAUACAGCCAGAUGAUCAAAAGGAUAUUUCAGAAACAGACAAUGCUCGUUCUUCUAAUGAUGUCCCUUUACCAGACUGCAGCAUGAAACAUCAGAUGAGUAUGCAAAAUGAAAUUAACUUGUCAAGCACUGUUGAGUCAACAGCUUUGCCAACACUCUCAAAUAGUGCUGAACUCCCUUCAAUGGGCACAAAUCAUGUGCCUACCAUCAGUGCUAUGUGUGAUCCAGCUAUUGGUGGACGGAAGUAUGAAAAUGGAUCGGCAGUCUUGAUGCUCGAGACAGUGGAGGAAGUGCAGCAGGAGGUGGAACGUGAACUUGAUCAUCCAUAUGGGGACACAAGUUGCCCAGAAAAAGCAGAGCAGUCAAAUGAUAAAUCUGUUAAUGAAGAUAAUAAAACAGAUGGUGAGAAUCCUCCAUGCUCCAUUGAAGAGGAAGGCAUGGAGGAUGAAGAACAAAAAACAGAAGUCAAAACAAUGCAGCCUUGCUUGCCAGCCAUGUGCACUGAAAAAUGCAUUUGUUGUAAUGUACUUAAAACGACAUUCUUGGGAAAGCUCUUCCUUUCACUGAGAACACUGAUGUUCAAAGUGGUGAAUAAUCGAGUGUUUGAUGGAAGUGUACUGUUUGUCAUACUUUUGAGUACCAUGACACUGACUUUAGAUGAUAAAUACUUACAAAAAGAUGCAAAAGUCCAGCUGGCACUGCGGUACCUGGAUUACUUUUAUGCCUUCUUUUUCAAUUUUGAAAUGAUUGUUAAAGUGCUAGGCCUUGGUCUUACUGACUAUUUUACAAAUGUCUGGACGUUACUGGAUUUCUUCCUUGUUGUGGUAAGUUUGAUUAACUGGAGUAUAAUUAUGUUAGGCAACAGCAUUCAAGCCUUCAAAUCACUGCGAUCUCUCAGAACACUGCGUGCUUUGAGGCCUUUGCGAGCCAUUUCUCGUUGGGAAGGAAUGAGGCUUGUUGUUAACGCUUUGGUUGCUUCAAUACCAUCAAUUUCUAAUGUCAUGUUCGUAUGUCUUGUAUUCUGGCUGAUAUUUGGCAUUGUCGGUGUUCAGAUCUUUGGUGGAACCUUCUUUCAAUGUGUGGAUCAAAAUAAUGACCGUCUUCCCAUUAGUAUUGUAAAUAAUCGAUCUGAAUGUGAUGCAUACCAAGAUAUCGGAUACCAAUGGGUCAACCCCAAGAUUAACUUUGAUAAUGUAUUAGCUGCUUACAUGGCUCUCCUGCAGGUGGCAACAUUUGAGGGCUGGCUAGAAAUUAUGGCAAAUGCUGCUGACACUCGUGGGAUCGACCUUCAGCCCGAAAUGGGUGCGAACCCAUACAGCCUCUUCUAUUUUGUAGCUUUUAUUGUAAUUGGAACUUUUUUCACACUGAAUCUUUUCAUUGGUAUAAUUAUUGAUAACUUUAACACGAUGCAUAAAAGGGUGAAAGGAGCUUUAGUUACAGUUCUAACUGAAGAUCAAAGAAGGUUUUAUGGCACACUUAAGCGUCUGUUUAAGACUAAACCAAUUAAGAAAAUUCCAACUCCUAAGAAUGUGAUUCUUUACAAGUUCUACAAGUUAGUGAGCCAUAGAUGGUUUGAACCAUUCACCAUUUUCUUAAUAACAUUGAAUGUGCUGGUGAUGGCAUGUGAUCAUUAUGGACAGACAAAACGAUUCGCCUUAGUUUUAAAUUGGUUCAAUGUAAUAUUUGCAGCUCUAUUUACAGUUGAAGCAAUUUUAAAACUGUUAGGCCAACGCCAAUACUAUUUCACUCAAGCCUGGAAUAUCUUUGAUUUUCUAGUCGUCGUUCUUUCCCUUGUAGGAAUUUUGUUAGAUUCAUCCGCAUCCAAAAAGCAAGGGGUUUCUCCAACUAUUUUACGAGUGUUCCGAAUUGUAAGACUGGCACGGUUGUUGAGGUUGGUCAGAUCCUUGAAAGGGAUUCGGAAGUUGCUCUUUACGUUAGUGAUAUCAAUCCCGGCUCUUUUCAAUAUCGGCCUGCUCCUCGGCCUCGUCAUGUUCAUUUAUUCAAUACUGGGGAUGAGUUUGUUCCGAGACCUUCCGAGAGAAUCACCAAUAAACGACAUGGUAAAUUUCGAAACUUUCGGAAACAGUAUGAUGCUUCUGUUCAGACUGACAACAGCCGCCGCUUGGAAUGAGAUUCUUCACGUAAUGAUUAACUCCCCUGUUCAGCGUCAGUUUGUAUCAUUCACCUACAUGACAUCGUACAUAGUGGUCGCGUAUAUCGUGAUAAUCAAUAUGUACGUCGCUGUCAUUUUAGAAAACUUUCACGAAGCCCAAGAGCAGGAACUCGCCGGGGUGACAGAUGAAGACGUGGACAUGUUUUACGAGGUCUGGAGUAAUUAUGAUGUGAAGGCUACACAAUUCAUCACAUAUGACCAAUUAUCGGAUUUCCUAAAUGAACUCAAAUCUCCUCUACGAAUACCAAAACCUAACGCAGUGAAAAUUGCGGCUCUCAACCUACCAUUAUCUGAUGGUAACAAGCUGCACUGUCUGGAUGUGCUGGAAGCUCUCAGUGCUGUAAUCGUUGGCAAAGUAACGGAGUCAGAGCCCCUCAAGAAGCUCAAUGGAGAAGUUUAUAAAAUGUCAAUGAAAGUAUUCCCCAUUCGGAGCACUUUGGAAACGAUCACGACCACAUUAAUGAUACGAAAGGAAUUCAAGGCUGCUUUAACCAUCCAGAAAGCAUUUCGAAAGUGGAAAUUACGUCAAAACAAAAGAAAUAUGUUUGAUAUGUAUAUCCAGGAGUCUGUUAAUAGUUGGAAAACAGUCAAUCCGAUUCUUUGA